AUGCGGUUCUUUGAGUAUAUACUUCCUACUUUGCUUUUCUCUACUGCGACCUUAGCGGCAGCGACGAAGACGACUACAAGCCCAACAGACUUGUCCAAGACCUUCCGCCCAUCUACUACAACUUCAGUGGCGUUGACCGACACUUCUCUCGUCUCUGCUACAAGUUCAGCGGUAACAACCACGAAAACUUCCCUGCCACAAUGCAUCAAGGUUGACAAGCCUCUGCUCAGGGUAUUUCUUGUGCAGCCGACCACAGAAAGCGACACUUGUCUCAUCAACCUCAUCCGCGAGCCAACGAACUCCGGUCCAACGCCAGCAAAGAUUGUUCUCAAUGGUGUCUUCUUCCCAAAGAAUGCUGCCACGAAGGCUUUCGCUUUGGAGAGCUUCGAUUGGAAAGCAGCAAUCAAUGGGACAGGUCAAGUAGUCCAGGCCGUCUUGACUGUUACGUGCGAGAAGGCUGGGCCACCCACCGAUGGCAAUCGACCAACUGUCUCCAAGGGUGGCUUAACGUUCACCAAUACUGUGGAUGGGUCAAAUGUCGCGCCAGCCCAAGCGAGCUUCGGACAAAGGUUUGAGAAGCUCUUCUCGUGCACACUGGACGCUAGAUUCUUGGACAAUCCCACGGUUGUUCUCGCGUUGCUUCUGGACAAUAAAUUCCUCGGGACCCUGCCCCUCUCGACCGGCGCGACGCUCAUCACUCUCUCCCUUCUCAUGAAUAAGCUCUCCGGCCUGUACGGCAUCAUCGCGCUCAUCACCGGCUAUGACCUCUCCAGCCUACAACUGUCCAUGUACGUCUACAGCGUCUUCGCAUUGGUCCUCACGAUCUACCUGGGUCAACACAUCAAAACACAAUCGCCUUUACAAUGCUUAGCACUUGCGUGGUUUUACGCCUUGGACACAGUCCUCAACGCAGCAUGGACGGCCGCAUUCGCGGUCAGCUGGUUUUUAGUCCUGGUGGCACAUAACGCAGGACAGCCAGUCAAGGGCGGACCGAAAGGCACAAUGGGCGACACAGCGGGCUUCACCAACCCACAAGUCAACGCCAGCAGCGUCACCGUUGCCGCAGACGGCGUGACGCCGCCAGCCAUCGCGACCGAAGCCGUUGUGGGCGUCGUUGAGGCCGACAAGCCCGCCGGAGUCGACGCACACUCCCACGGCAGCGUCGCCGGCGCUGUGCUGAGCCCCGAGAGCAUGAACAGCAUCGGCAUAAUCAUCGCCCUGUGGACCGUCAGAGUGUAUUUCUGCAUCAUCAUGCUCGGCUGGGCACGCAUGGUCAUCCGCCAGCACAUCGCCAAGAACGCAAGUCAGAAUUACGAAAGCGCCAGCAAGGAUCAAUCGAUGGGCGAGAAUCCUUUCGAUGAGAGUAAGCCAGAGGGUCAAGGCUGGAAAGGCAAGCUCGGCAGGUUCCUGAUUGGGCUGGGAAGGAGCUACUGGCUGGGCAAGGACGAGGAUGAUGCGUGGAUGUACGGCAUGAAAUUCCGUCGCAGCAAUGAGACUGGCACGAUUUUGUCGAGUGCGGAGCCAAUUGGCCUCGUGGAAAGGGAAAGGAGACGGAGAAGUGGCACUGGACCGCCUCAGCCCGCGAUUGAGCUGCAACAGCCGUCUGCUGACCCGAAGGCGUUGCAGGUGCCAGCUGCGAAUGUUUGA
Messenger RNA from Cyphellophora attinorum, 1647 nucleotides. RefSeq names its product Inositol phoshorylceramide synthase regulatory subunit kei1. NCBI's taxonomy places the organism in Eukaryota, Fungi, Ascomycota, Eurotiomycetes, Chaetothyriales, Cyphellophoraceae. The record is from RefSeq and is a predicted model, not a curated record. Gene Ontology annotation, molecular function: inositol phosphoceramide synthase regulator activity. The transcript has 4 exons. Gene Ontology annotation, cellular component: Golgi membrane; inositol phosphoceramide synthase complex. Bases 1 to 1647 code for a protein of 548 amino acids. Gene Ontology annotation, biological process: inositol phosphoceramide metabolic process.